CAGCUGCAUUCUCUUCCAGCAGGCUAGUUAGAAUUUGGAAUUCACAGAGUGAACGUCACGCUGAAGAUGCACCUCCAUUACGUUGUUGGAUUCUUCUUAGUCGGCUGUAUGGUUCUGGCCCAACCUCAGAGCCAGCAGAACGCCACACGCAACACAACUAAUAUCAAUGGGAAUAAUACUGGAAGACACAUAAUGGUGCGGAAGUUGCACGCUGAUGAGAAGCAGGGCAAAGGAAUGGUGCACAUAGUGAUACACAAGAUUGAACCCGGACAUACCUACUACAAGGUGUUUAAUGGCGAUGAGGAGGCAGCGCGAGGAUUCACCAAUAAGAUAUGGAAUCGUUUGUUUAAUCGCUACAGCACAAUGCGCAUAUAAAUUAGUAGUCUUAAUUCUAUUAAUUAAUACGUUUGGGAAUAAGUUAGCUUAAGUGAUAAUUAUAAAGCUAGAACUGAAUAUGGAA
Molecule: messenger RNA, 460 nt
Organism: Drosophila erecta
Lineage: Eukaryota; Metazoa; Arthropoda; Insecta; Diptera; Drosophilidae
Exons: 1
Coding region: 67-375 (102 amino acids)
Source: RefSeq, a predicted model, not a curated record